Molecule: messenger RNA, 1887 nt
Organism: Anneissia japonica
Lineage: Eukaryota; Metazoa; Echinodermata; Crinoidea; Comatulida; Comatulidae
Product: cholinesterase 2-like
Exons: 4
Coding region: 142-1887 (581 amino acids)
Biological process (GO): choline metabolic process; acetylcholine catabolic process
Cellular component (GO): plasma membrane
Molecular function (GO): acetylcholinesterase activity
Source: RefSeq, a predicted model, not a curated record
AUGAAUAGGCCUACAAUCUGUACCGAUUUACAGGGAGAGAAGGAUCGACUCGCUAGGCAUUGUCAUAAAAAGCCCGUCUUUUUAUUAAUUAGAAUAUUUUCCAAGACUGGAACGAGUGAAAGUGUGUAGAAAUAGGGAAACAUGUUUCCUUCAAAGUACCUAUAUUUACUUCUACUAACAAACACGUUAUAUCAGCUUGUGGCAAGUGAAGAUGUUUUUGAAGUUAUCAAUGAGGGCAAAAUUUUAGGGAAGCGUAUUAAUGUUUUCAAUAAAUCCGUCGAUGCAUUUCUCGGCAUACCGUACGCUGAGCCGCCGGUAAAUGAUGGUCGAUUUAGGCCCCCAGUAGCAAGACUGCCAUGGUUAAAAACAUUGAAUGCAACGGAUUACGGGUUUGGAUGUAUGCAGCUUCCUGACCUGACGUACCCAGACUUCGAGGGAACCCUAAUGUGGAACCCAAAUGUGGAACUUGACGAAGACUGUUUAAAUUUAAAUGUUUGGGUUCCAUAUCCGAGACCAAUUAAUGCUGCUGUAAUGGUGUGGAUCUACGGCGGAAGCUUUUACAGUGGUGUUGCAUCACUUGAUGUUUAUGAUGGCAAAACGCUUGCUGCUGAAGAAAACAUCAUUGUUGUGUCUAUGAACUAUCGUUUAGGAGCACUUGGAUUUUUAGCAAUGGGCGAUGAAGCACCAGGAAAUGCGGGCUUGCUUGACCAAGCUCUUGCACUUCGGUGGGUGCAAGACAACAUCGCUCGAUUUGGUGGAGAUCCAGAUGAAGUGACGUUGUUUUCUGAGAGUGCUGGCUCUGCUAGUGUGAAUUUCCACCUAUUCUCACCUGUUAGUCGCAACCUAUUUAAAAGAGCUAUUAUGCAGAGCGCAUCGGCCUUGUCUCCGUGGGCAUAUUAUACUAAAGAGGAAGGUACACGGAGGGGAAAGAUGCUGGCCGAUGGAUUAGACUGCACUAUGAGUACAAGUGGACAGCCUUUCGAUGUUGAUGAAAUGGUGCAAUGUAUGCGGGCACGAGACGCAGUAGAUAUCCUAGAUCAAAUGUGGAUUACUCAAGGAGAGUUCCUGAAUUUUGCUUUCGUUCCCGUUAUUGACGGAGAGUUUAUUACCGAGGCCCCUCAGGAAACUAUUAACAAAAAGUCAUUUAAAUCGCGUGAUAUAAUUAUUGGCAGUAACACGAAUGAAGCUAAUUUUUUUGUUAUUUAUGAAGUUCCGGGAUUUAGUCUUGACACCGACAGUUUAUUAGACAAGACACAGUUCCGCAAGGCCAUUGAAUAUUGCUUUAAACCUUUCAAUGAGUUUACUCAUGAUGCCAUUCAAUUUCAGUACACUGAUUGGUUAGAACCUGACAACCAAGCCAAACUUCGUGAUGGCAUUGACCAAUCAGCAGGUGACUAUUGGUUUGUCUGUCCCACGUUUCAGCUAGCGAAAGCAUACGCUAGUUUGGGCCAAACUGUGUACUAUUAUCGGUUCACACAGAGAGCAUCAAAUAGUCCAUUUCCGGAGUGGAUGGGAGUGCUACAUGGUGACGAAAUUGCAUAUUUUUUUGGAAUACCACUUCACCCAGAAAAUGGAUUUAGUGAAGUAGACAAGAAAUUAAGUAGACAGAUGAUGACUUAUUAUGCCAACUUUGCAAGAACAGGAAUUUGGUUUUACAAGUUCUGUGUGAGUGAAUUGACAUGCAAUGCCAGUUUGUUGGCCGUUGAUGGCGGUACGCCUGAGCAGAUCUCUGGUGGAUCUUACUCGAAAUCGAUCACUAAUAUAGAUGAAAUUGAGGUGCAGUGGAAAUCAGAAUUUAACGAAUGGAGUACUAAGAGUAUGGUGGAUUGGAAAGCGGAGUUCGAUGAAUAUGUUAACAAUAAAAACAGAGUUUGUGAAGAUUCCUAA